Molecule: messenger RNA, 2286 nt
Organism: Thermothelomyces thermophilus ATCC 42464
Lineage: Eukaryota; Fungi; Ascomycota; Sordariomycetes; Sordariales; Chaetomiaceae
Exons: 1
Coding region: 1-2286 (761 amino acids)
Source: RefSeq, a predicted model, not a curated record
AUGCGCCGCUUUUUCCGCCGCCAUCGCAAGACGUCUGCGAAGAAUGACGAUCUGCAGCAGAAACAAAGGCCAACAAUGAGCUUGUCAAUCAAGCAGCUGGCCACCACUCCGGGUUCACAUAUGUGCACUUCAACAUGCCAAGGCAUUUCCGGCUUGCCGCCCGAAUAUCACGAAUUUGUCAUUGCUCAGCUCACCCAACGUUUGGGCGCAACACCCGAAAAACUCAUGAUCGAGGGGUUCGCCAUGAGCAAUGUCCAGACUGUGCCCGGACAAGGGAGCGACGUCGUGUCUGAGCCUGAGCUGCUCCAUAAACGGGCCAUUGAAGGCAACACAGAGUUUGCACGCAUGCCCUUGCCUCUCUCGGAAACUUACCGAUACCCGCCACUGGCAACGGGACACGCGCGGUUUCUUCGACUAGGCCGGCUGGGCUCCCACCCCUUGGCGUGUUUGGAAUCGCACUCGCUAGAGAGCCCGCCGCCCUAUAUCGCCAUAUCGUACUGCCGGGGCUCGACCAGCGCUCAAAGAGGCUUGGUCCUGGACAUGCAGGGCUUCAGCGUCUCGGAGACGGUGCUAGAAGUCUUAAACCAGGUGCAAGCAUGGCAGCACGCCACCAGAUCGAACGAGUUGCUCUGGAUCGAUCAGAUAUGCAUCAACCAAAGCGACUACAACGAGAAGUUGGAUCAAAUGUACCGCAUGGGCGAUAUCUACUACAAGGCAGAGAAGGUCUUCAUCUGGCUUGGGCCUGCGGCUAAUCAGAGCGACCUGGCAAUCUCGAAUAUGAAGAAGAUGCUGGGCGAGGUGAUGGCCCUGAAUCAGGCCACGGCGACCAGGGCUGAUGCGCCGAAUGGUAUUACCGCGGCAAGGAUAAACGAAAUCCAUGGUCAGUUGUAUGGUCACUUGUUUCUGCGGCCGUGGUUCCGCUGCUUGUGGACAGUCCAAGAAACGCUACUGGCGCGCAGACUGGUUGUCAUGUGCGGCAACCAAGAAGUCGACCUCGUCUUGCUCGCCGAGCUUGCGACUCAGAUCCUGACCUAUGGCUCCCUGGACAUCAUCCAGUUCCCGGGUGCCUGCGAGGAGGACUUGACCAACGCGCUUGUUGCCUUCGUGAACCUCUAUACCCUGCGGGAUACCGACGUUCCGACUGGUCAGAUGCUGCAUCUUAGCAUGAGCGGUUUCCGGGAUCUGGUGUCGGAGGCACGCUCUCGACAAUGUACCAUGGCUCCCGACCGAGUGCAUGCACUCAUGGGCGUGGCGCCGCCUCGGAUUCGCGAGUACAUGGCAGGUGUUUGCCAAAACGGGGGCGCAAACCACCGCGACAUCUGGCACCUCUACACUCAUUUCACCAAAUGCAUGCUCGACAACGACUCGAAAUGGCGCUUCCUCUCCUCGGCACCGUCCAGGGACAGGCCGACGGAGCUGCCGUCCUGGGUCCCCAACCUCGACUCCCAACCGCCCUUCGCCUCGAAGCUCAGCGGCGACUUCUCGGCCGGCAUAUCCUCCGCCACCAGGCACCUGGUCGACCGCACCGUCUCGGCCGAGGAGCUCGUCGCGCGGGGCUUCCGCCUCGACGUGGUCGCCGAGAUCGUCCCCCAGACCGCCUUCACCGAGGCGGCGCAGAACACCAGGCACAACGAGGUCUACGGCGACGCCGCGCGCGAGUGGGAGCAGGCCUGCCUCCGCCUCUGCCAGCGGGUCUACGGCCUCGGGCCGGAGCAGCUCCCGCGCCUGCACAUCGACAUCCUGCUGGCGCAGUCAUCGUCGUCGGCCGCCCGCCCCGCCUUGGGGAGCAACGGCGGCGGCGGUGGCGACGGCGACAAGGGCGGCGACGCGGCGCUCGAGGCCUACCACCUCUUCUGGGCAGGCUGCCGCCUGCGCAACGAGGCGCUCCGGCAGAUCCGCGAGGGCGGGUUCCCCGUGCCCGAGCACCUGAGCCACCUCCCCGACGCGGCCGAGCGGUUCGCGGACCGGGCGGUCCGGGCGUGGCGGAACGCGCUGUCGGCGGACGAGUACGCGCUGCUGCUGGGGUUCACGAGCGCGAUGAAGGCCGCGUGCUCCGGGCGGCCGUACAUCAGCACGAGGAGGGGAUUGCUGGGGCUCGGAUGCCCUGGCGUGCAGGCCGGGGAUGUCGUCUGCAUCCUGUACGGGACGACGGUUCCGUACGUGCUCCGCCCUCGACCGGACGGCGCCAUGUCGUUGGUCGGGGAUGCCUACAUCCACGGUGCCAUGGAUGGGGAGGCUCUGGCUUGGCCGGAUAAGGAGCCGGGCGAGAUGAUUAGGAUACGCUGA